AAGUGUCAAACCACAAGUUUAUUGACAUACAUUUUUAUGGACAAUUUCUGCACGAUAUUGAGCUUUUGAUUACUGAAUAAACAUGUAUGACGAUAAUUCGGACACGUCUGACGUAAAUUCAGACGAUAUAGAUAAAAUACUAGAAAAUAUGGACGAUUUAGAUGACGCCUUACUUCGUGGAACCCUAAAACCUCAAGGCUCCAGAAAAGAACCUAAAACCGUUUCUGAACCGAAGAAAAAAGUUGCAUUUCGCGAUUUGGACGAAGAUGAUCCACUUGCAGAUCUUUUAUCAGAAGACGAUACUUCUAAUGAUCAUGCAAAACCUGUAACAGUUUCCCAAAACAAGAAAAUAGCAGAUCUAUUUGGAAUAAAAUCCGAAGGAUCGCCAGAACCAGUUAAAAAAUUAAAUUCUAUCCCAUUAAACGUUGAAGAAACGAAAUCCAAUAAUUAUCCAGUUGGUUCAAAAUUAGCAAAUACUUCAUCUCUACCAGAAAAAAUAACUUCAAAAAAGGCUCAGACAUCUAAAUCGAUUUUUAAUGACGAUGAUGAAAUUAUUUCAAGUUUGAUUGAUAAACCGAAGCCAGCACUGAGUGGUCAAGCGAAAAAAUCAUCCUUGAUGGAAGAUCUAUUUGGAGGGUUUCCAAGUCGUGCUCCUUCAGCAGAGGCGAAUUCUCGUAAAAGUUCUUUCAAAAUAGGAACAGGGCUGUCAUCGCAUACAGGAAAAAUGGAACCAAACCCGACAAAUUUGAAUUCAAAUUUAAAUACAACCAAUCUGAAUUUAACGAAAUCAACUAAUACGAAUCCAUCAAAAAAUGAAAAUUUAACUCAAUCUGAAUCUGCAACUCGAGUUGGCUAUUCACCUACAACAGUUUCAAUACCGAGAGAAUCCAGAAGAGGAAGAAGACCUUCAGGAAUAACCGAUCCUCUAGGAUUACUUUCGACUUCGCAAAGUGAGCACGUUGAAAAAUCUGAGCAAGCGGAUCAAGAUUCUCUUUUGCUGUUCUCGUCAAACAAAAAGGAGGAAGCUAUCUCAAAAACUGCAAUAAAAGACGAUUUGCCAGAAUGGCUUGGAGGUUCAAAAAUGUCAAAAGAAGUAAAAUCAGAAGAGAUUUCACUGUCACUUAUAAAUCCUCACAUUUCAAAGCAGCCUAAUGAAUCAGUUGCCACAAAUAUAGAAACUGAAAGUGCCGAACGAGCAGUUUUACAUAAAGAAUUUGGGAUUGUUUAUCCUCAAAAUACGUCCAUGUUGUUGGGAACGCAAUUUGAUCAACAAGCAGCUCUUAUGACAAUGCAACAACAAGAACACGUACUUAGAACUGCUGCGACUUUAUCUCAGCAGAAUGAUCAAUUUAGUAGUCUUUUAGAGAACCAGAAAUUCAAACUGAGCGAACAGGAAAAUCAAUUUAAUAUGCUAAUUACGAGACAAAUUGAGAGACAGGCUUUGUUGGAAUCACAAUUGAAAUUACAGCAGGAGCGGAUUAAUGGUUAUUUACAAACUUUGAUGGCACAACCUUCAUCUAUUCCUUCCAUUUUCUCUGGGCCAGAGAAAAUAAACCAAACUUCAAAGGACCACGUGGACAAAGAAACCGAAUCCGAAAGUCUAGUCCAAAAAUUACAGCUUGAAAAAAUGUAUUUAGAAAAUACGAUAGACAGCCUGAAAGAAAAACAUGAAAAAGAAAUGAAGAUUUUCGACGAGUCUUACACGAGACAAGUGAAUAUUUUGGAGGAAACAAUAAGAAGAUUGGAACAAAAAAUGAUAUCUAGUCUGGAGAAUUUAGAAACUGAUUAUGAAGCGAAACUUCAGAAGUUAAAGGGGGAAAUGGCGGAUAUGGAAAGAAGCCAUAAAGAAGAAAAAGAAGAAUUAAAGAAAGGACAUGUCUCUGCAAUUCAUGAAAUUUGCAUUCGACAUUCUCAGAAUAUAAUUUUACUUCAAAACGAACACACCGAAGUGAUACAGAAUAUUUCGAAGGCCAAAUCGUUGGAGCAAGAAGCAGUGAAAACUUUCACUAAACAUAAAGAAAAUAUCGCGGAAAUGCUAACAAAAACUGAUAAUGUCAUUGACAGUCUUCAAGUUCUUCAGAAAAAAAUAGAAGAGAGAAAUGAUACGUUUCAUGAAUCUAGAGAAAUUUAUUUUCAAACACAGGCUGAUCAUUUAAAGAUAAUGAGAGAACAGAUCGAAAAACAAAACGAAACAUCGGAAAAUGAGCGUAAAGAAUUAUUGAUAGCAGCCCAGAAAUUGGAAACGAGUGCUAUUAAAUUAGCAUCUGAUACACAAAAAAGAAAUUUUCAAUAUGACGAAGUGGAAGAGAGGCUCAAAAUAAAAGAACAAGCUUUGACCAGAGAAAGAGAAUUGUUUUUGGAACAAACAAAGUGGGAACGAAAUCAUGUGGAGGCUAUGAAAGAAGUUUGGUCUAAAGAACAAGAAAGCCGUCUUAAACUUCUUGCACAGGAAAGAGAAGUUCUUAUGGUUGAAAGGGGUAAACUGGAAAUUUCAAAUAGACUUAAAUCUGGUACGGAUGAUGUCGCGAAAGCCGAGUUAGAAGCGAUGAUAAAAAGUGCGCAGGAUGCGGCAGCGAGUGCCUUCCAAGAAAGGAGAAAAUGGCAGGAAAGAAUCGACGAAGUCGAAUUGCAGAAAAGUGUUCUUCAAGAAAAGGAAGAUCAACUUGUGGUGAAAGCUAAGCAACUGGAAAAUCUUACUCAAUCGGCCCUAGCAAAAAGGGAAGAAGGAUUAAGAGCCUUGAAAGAAGCUCGUAGAAUAGAAGAUGAAUCUAACGAGAGAAUGAAUCACCUAAAAAUGCAACUUGAAAUUCUCGCUCAAAGGGAAAAUAGAAUCGCAGCAGAAAAACUUUCCUUAGCAAGGGAAAGAUUUUCAUUGAGAAUCGGACAAGUUGAAAAACCCGAGAAAGAUAUAAACGGUAUGGAAACGCAUGAAAAAUUCGUUGAUGAGCCAACUUAUUUGUCUGAUGUUCAUUCUAGUAUGGUCAAAACUCACUUCACGGAUAUUGUCGACCCACAACUGAUUUUACUGAAACUAGACAUUGAUAAUAAAUUGGAUGCGUCCAGUCAAUAUUUUAAUUAUAUACAAGCAGCAAAGCACUGAUUAAAACUACUGUGGAUUAGAAUAAG
Belonocnema kinseyi is the source of this 3126-nucleotide messenger RNA. RefSeq names its product fas-binding factor 1-like (gene twy). The transcript has 13 exons. Lineage: Eukaryota; Metazoa; Arthropoda; Insecta; Hymenoptera; Cynipidae. Gene Ontology annotation, biological process: cilium assembly; establishment of epithelial cell polarity. The record is from RefSeq and is a predicted model, not a curated record. Bases 83 to 3100 code for a protein of 1005 amino acids. Gene Ontology annotation, cellular component: ciliary basal body; centriole; ciliary transition fiber.